AUGACUUCCCCCCAUCUAUCAGAACCGAUCAUCAUUAUCGGCGGUGGCACCUUUGGCACUUCAACAGCCUACCAUUUGGCAAAGAAAAAUUACACCAAUGUUAUCGUUCUUGAUCGAUUCGCCGUGCCUUCGAAAGAGGCAGCUGGUAACGAUAUCAACAAGGUUGUCCGCACAGAAUAUCCAGAGCCUCUGUACGCCAAGUUAGCCUCCGAUGCGAGAACCAUAUGGAGCGAUCCCAAGGGCUUGUUUGCUGGGCUUUACAACCCGAGUGGCUGGAUCAUUGGGGUGAGCGAUCGUUCACAAGCCUUUGUGGACGGCUCAAUAAAAAGCGCCCAAGCCCUCGGAUUUGAGCCACCGCGACUUAUGUCCACCGAGGAGAUCCAUAAGAGAUGGCCCGUGCUGAAUGGAGACUUUCAAGGUUGGAGUUCAUAUUGGAGUCCCAAUGCCGCAUGGGUAAAUGCCAGGCAAGGGAUUGUGCGGAUGGCUGAAGAAGCCAAGAAAGCUGGAGUAAAGUACAUCUCUGGCGAUGCGGGGUAUGCGCAACAGUUGCUUUAUGAUGAGCAUCAGACGUGUAUUGGCGUCAAAUGUGUGAAUGGCACAAAUUAUUUCGGAAAUAAGAUUGUUCUUGCAGCGGGGGCUGCGUCGGGGAGACUUCUAGAUUUAAAAGGGCAAAUUGUGGCUUACGGUCAUACCGUUGGUCAUAUCCAACUGAACCCCGAAGAAGUUGAGAAGUAUCGAACAAUGCCGAUGAUUGAUCAUCUUGAGGGAGGCCUCCUGUUCCCUCCACAAGAAGACGGUAUCAUGAAAAUUGGGGCGAUUCACUUUGUCACAAACUACGCGAAAUCCUACAACGGAUUAUCACUUCCUCGCUACCGCUCUGACAAUCCUUCAGAUGGAAUACCUGACGAGAUUGAAGCUCGUCUUCGGAAUUGGAUGACAGAAUUUGUGCCAGAGCUUGCUCAGCGAGAGUGGGUUGAAACUAGGAUCUGCUGGGAUGGCGAUAUGCCUGAUUACCACUUUCUGAUUACACCACAUCCAAUCCACAAGAAUCUAGAGAUUGCGACUGGUGGAUCCGCCCACGGGUUCAAGUUUCUUCCGGUUCUGGGUCAGUAUAUUGUCGAAAUGAUGGAAGGUACUCUUGAUCCGGAGAUCGCCAAAAAAUGGAAGUGGAGGCCUGGUGUGACCGCUGGGGAUUAUUCAACGAUUCCUCACCAGGAGACAUCGAAGGAUCUUAACGAUAUGUCUGGUUGGGGGAUACCUACGGAGAGCUUA
Molecule: messenger RNA, 1272 nt
Organism: Penicillium verhagenii
Lineage: Eukaryota; Fungi; Ascomycota; Eurotiomycetes; Eurotiales; Aspergillaceae
Product: NAD(P)/FAD-dependent oxidoreductase
Exons: 3
Molecular function (GO): flavin adenine dinucleotide binding; sarcosine oxidase activity; saccharopine oxidase activity
Source: RefSeq, a predicted model, not a curated record